Molecule: messenger RNA, 4653 nt
Organism: Lachancea thermotolerans CBS 6340
Lineage: Eukaryota; Fungi; Ascomycota; Saccharomycetes; Saccharomycetales; Saccharomycetaceae
Gene: RKR1
Product: ubiquitin-protein ligase RKR1
Exons: 1
Coding region: 1-4653 (1550 amino acids)
Biological process (GO): ribosome-associated ubiquitin-dependent protein catabolic process; rescue of stalled cytosolic ribosome
Cellular component (GO): RQC complex; cytosol
Molecular function (GO): ubiquitin protein ligase activity; ribosomal large subunit binding
Source: RefSeq, a predicted model, not a curated record
AUGUCAUUUGGAAACGACUUGUCGGACUUUGGACUUGGUAACAAUGGCGUGAAAAUUACGGUAAACUACUUUGACGGGCUAACUGACCAGAGCUUAAUCGGCGCUUUGGGGUCAGUUGAGUUGCAGUUAAUCUUCAAGUCACUACUAAAAAGGGAUGAGACUACGAAAGAACGAGCAGUAAAUGAAUUAUUAGAGCUCAUGAAAGACCCAAACGGGAACAGGCAAGUCUUCGAAGAUGAAUGCUUUGCGUUAUGUUGGUCCCAAAUAUAUGCUAAGCUUAUAACAAACGAAUCAAGAAUCCUUCGGAUAUCUGCGCAUACGGUAACAACGAGUCUUAUCAAGAUUAUGGGCAAAAAGGGUGCCAAGUUUUUGAAAGAUUUCGUACCCUUCCUUCUGUCGGGAAGUUAUGAUCACGAUGCCACCGUUGCCAAAGCUUGUGCAAACAGCACCCUUGAGUGUUUCGGAAAUGAUGUCACAAAGGUUAACGCACUCUGGACUUUGUUUUUGCCUCAAAUCCUGAACUUUGUCAAGGAGUUGGUAGUUGUUGAAAGUCAGGCAUCUCUUUCCGAUGAGCGUUAUGUGUCAAAACAAGAGUCUGAGCUGAAAUAUAUCCGUGUUGUUACAUCCGCCAUAUGUGUGCUGAUACGUUUGAGUAAAGAAAACGCUAACGAAAAUUUGUUGCGGAACCCCUUAUACCAAGAGAUAAUUUCAAAUUCAGAUCUGUGGAAGCUUUUGUCUUUCAAGAAUAUGCAUAACCUCAAGACUUGCGAAAGCUUGCUUUUGUUAGCCAAGACUCUAUGGGAUUUAGGCUUUCUGCAGUCUUCUAAAGAUGUCUUGAAGCCUAUUUCGAAGAGAUUGCUAAAAGCUAUCAGUCAGAUUUCGUCUAAAAAUGUUUUCAGUGUUUCACCAAUCUUUCCUGAUAUCUUGUCAGUAAUGGUCUGCUUGAAUAACUAUAAGAAUGGUAAAUUUCUGUCUUGGGACAAGUCGUCCAGGGAGAAAAUCCAGACUUUCUUACUCCUGGGACCUGGCAAUGCGGAUCCUUCCUACUACCAGUUGCUUUUAUCAUUUUAUGAGAACAUCAGCCCCUAUCUGGAUCUCGACUACGAAAGUGAUUGGCUUCCAAUUUGGCGCAAAGAUUUGCAAUAUGAAAAAGAGAGAAGAGGCGUCCCUGCUAGAAAGGAGGCCUUGCUGAACCAAUUUUGGAUCAACUACCUUAAAUUUACAUCAGAAGCUCCAUUGCAGUAUCGAGAAAUUGCGAAUUCCAGCAUAGUCAAAGACAUUAUCGAAUUUCUCAACGAAAAGUCAUUGACGCAAUCCAAAAGUUUGAUAAAUACAUUUUCCAAAGCACUGCCUUUUGAAAUAUUGAAAUCCGAACUUAUUAGCAUACUCCCUGUUGGUACAAAUAAACAACACGAAAACAAGUGCUACAUAGAGAAUCUUUUGGAUAUUGCUUUCGAAAAAGAGGACAAUAAACCAUUUUUGAAAAGCGUCGCACAAUUGGUAAUAUCGUCAUUGGAGGAAAGGCCUGCGGAAGAAAUGUAUUUUAUUCUGUGUUUCUUUGACCGCCUAACGGAAACUGAUGUUUCACAGCUCAAUGACGAAGUUUUUUCUUUCCUGAAAAUGCUGCCAAACUAUCUUUCUCCAAAGUUUUAUGAUGCUCCAUUCAAAUUUCUACUUGAUUUUUCAAAAUCUCGAAAGCUGAUAUCAUCAAACCAGAGUGGUCUUUGUGAUGCACUCGAUCGAUUUCUCCAAUCUUUCUUGUUACUGGAUAUUCCUCGCACCGUCAAGGUUUCUCAACUGACCAAAUUAGACAAAGAGCUGUUUGAAAAGCUGCUUGAUCGCUCAGAAGCCCUGCAACAAUUCAGAAGCCUUGUUAUCAAUUCUUUUGACUUUUCAAAUCCAGACUUCUAUCAAGCGCAUUUCUUAAGUGAAAACAACAUAAUCAAGGUAUAUGAACUCGCUGUUGGUCAUAACCAACUCGAUCAGUUUUGUUCCAACUGUGUUGUUAUUCAGCCCUCACUAUACGACUAUUUGCUGCAAAAAAGUAACUUAAUCGCCGAUGCAUUAUUUGAGGAUUUUGGAACUGUAACUUCACAAUUGAAGAAUAAAGUUCUUGCGCUUGCGGAAAGCGAUGAAGCCUUGGGAGAGAAAGCAGCACAUGCUGUUCUAAAGCAUGUGAGAAGCAAGUUCAACGAGCUCUCAGAGGAGUUUUUCCUGUAUGUGGAAAAACUUUUGUCAAUUAGCCCAAAGGCGAAGGAUGUCAUUUUUGUAGGGGAUCUUUACGCAGAUCUGGAUAAAUCUGUUCCAUUUUUGAGCCAUCAAUUGGCUUUGAGCAGUUCUUUGGGUCUUAACGUGCACUUCCUCGAUACCUCAAGUGAAAAUCUCAACCGCGAUUUGUGCUUGCCAUCUUUAAGGUACGCGGAGUUUAUUGAUGCUUUGUUGAAAAGAAACCAAUCAUUCCAAACUGAAAACAACUUGCUGUUUUUGACCUUAGCCAGCGAGCUUGCCUCGGACUAUAACUUUUUCUCCGCGGAGCCCUUGGAUCACCUUCAGGAUCUUGAAUGCGUGGUAUUCAAGGAUUCUCGCUAUAAUUUCGACUUUCACACAAUAGUCGAUUCAAUCCUCAACCCGGGAAAUUCAAACAUUUCAGUUUUGAAAACUCUCAACACUUUAGAAAACAUAAGUGAUGUCGCCAUUGUGUACAACUGUCGUGUUCUUCACAAAAUGCUCGGCAAUGCAGUGGACCUGUCCUCUCCGUCAGAUGCUAAGGAAUUGGCGGCAAUUGAUAAGUUUGUGACCGAAAGAUUAAGAGCCAAGGGCUCUUCUAGUAGAGAGUUUUUAAUGGCAGGUACGCUAUUGCUGUCAGUUUCAAGAAGCGACUAUUUUACCGAAUCUUUGACGAGAUUGAGGACUUUCUUGGCUUCUGAGUUAAUCGGAGCAAAGGGUGCAGAGAUGGUUAAUAGGGCUCCUAAGGUAACGAUACUACUAAACGAUAUGCUAGUGAGCGAAGGGACCAGAUUGCAUAAUAAUAGUUACGUUCCUAUUGCACAUCAACGUCUUAGAAUGGUCCUUACUGAAAUAGGCAAAUGGUUUGAUUCGGACCUCUGCUAUGACGAAUCUUUCAUAUUAUUGAGGCUGUCAGUCCUGAAGUUUCUGAUAUCUUUGCUGAAACACUCUUCUUCGGUCUCACUUGGGAGUCUUUUGUUCGAUUUGAGUGUUAGGGUUCUGAAGGACUGCUUUGAGGUAUUGAGCCUUGACGAAAUGUUGUUUUCCCAAGAACUCAGCCUUUUUUCAGUGUAUCUAUAUCAACAGCUGAUCGAGCUCGGCAAGAAUAAUGCUCUAGAUGCCGGCUUAUGGCAAGAGACGGAAGUCGGGAUAUUGGAAAUCGCAGUGGAGGUUUUUAUGAUGAAGACAGACCUGCAGAAAGCAAACCACUUUACGUUCCUCUUUUAUCGAUUGCUGGUUCAGGUUUUUUCUGACGCAUCUGUGGAGCACUUCUUGCCGUUAACGAACAAUCUGCUGGAGAAAUUUUUGUCAUCCCCCGACUUAAAUAUUGACCAAACAAGGUUAAUUGUCCUCGUUUUGAGAAAGUCAAUAUUGGCUAAGCAGCAAGAUCUUUUGAUCGAAUAUGAGCUAAGCAAUGCUUCAAAAUCUGCAGAGGAUGAGCCAAACGACACAUUCCAAUUUCCCUCGUUGUUAUUGACGGCAAUUGAUCAAAAAAUGCCCGAAGAAUAUCUUGAGUACGAGAAUGAAGACCAGUUUCUAAAAUACCUGUGGUGUUGCUAUCUUGCUUUGUCUUACUUGAAAGACAUUUCAUACAAUUUGAGGCAAUCUUUCAUCAGCCAGUUAAAGGAUCAAGGUCUUGUAACAAAGCUGUAUGACUUUAUAGCAGACCAGUUGAAUUUAGAAGACAAGGCUUGGAUACCAACUGACGAGAGCACUAUCGAAACUUAUGAUGUUGCCGCGCCGGACUCAUCUUCUACUAAAUCAGCUCUAUUACAGGAAUGCAAAGAGUUGAUGCUGCAUUUGCUCUAUGUGCUUUUUAAGAACAUGGGAUCCAUGACGAGUUCAUGGUGGCUCAAUCUUAAAGACAGGUCUUUGCAAGCCAAGGUUGAAAAAUUCGUUACAAUGCAUGUAUCCAAGCUUCUGAUACGUCAGGAGCUGAAAGAAGUCAGUGAAAAGGUCAAGAAACUAACUUCUCAAGAUGAGAGUCUAACAAUUAGGCUAAACAAUGCCACCAACGAAAUUAAAGCUGGUUACCUUGUCGACGAACAAAAGUUGGAGAUCUCGCUCAAAAUUCCCUCAAACUACCCCCUCAGCAACAUCCAAGUUCACGGAAACUCUAGGGUUGGAAUUAAUGAGCAGAAAUGGAAGUCGUGGAUUUUAUCAGCCCAACGAGUCAUUGUUGGAAUGAACGGCUCAGUGAUGGAUUCACUAGAACUUUUCACAAAGAAUGUGAAUUUACACUUUUCAGGAUUUGAGGAGUGUGCAAUUUGCUACUCCAUCCUCCAUGCUGUUGAUCGCAAACUACCCUCAAAAGUUUGCCCAACAUGCAACAACAGGUUCCAUGGAGCUUGCUUGUACAAAUGGUUCAGAUCGUCCGGCAACAACACAUGCCCGCUAUGCCGUAGCGAAAUCCCAUUUAGAAGAUAA